CGUAGUUCAGAGUUUGCCGGACAAAAGUGCGCGUCAGUUCAAUCGCCAAAAGUUUAAGUGCCGCUUUAGUUUGCCAAGAUUAGCUAGCUCACAAGUUCCUCCAUUUUUGAGACACCUUACCGAUAUUGGUAUCAAGAGAAGAUUGUCUGGUAGUUCCACUAGGAUUCCUUUUUGACCAUUAUCGAACGCCGAUUAAAACCAUUAGGGCCCGGAAGAAGUGAAAGCUUUCCUCCUUCUCCUUAUUCAACCAAGGCAAUUUUCACACGGUCACACGAUAGGCCGAAACUCAAUCCGGAAAGCGAUUCGUAGGCUUAAAAGUAUUUAUCGCACUAAAAUUUUUGAAGCUGUAAUAAACUUAAAGUACUGCUAUCAGAAGUUAGUGCUUUUGCCUGCGUUUUCGAUUCCGGAAGUCUCAACAACAACCUUAAAGCUUUUGAUGUAAAACCAGUGUGAUAAUCUGUGGUCAUUAAGUUUUUGAAAGCACUUGAAGUUGAAAAGUGUUGCAUGACGCCCCGAUUGGCGGUACUGCAAAAAAGCGCCAAAAUGUAUACUGCUUCUGUAGUCAUCAUAUCUCAGUUUCUUUGCAAGUUUAAGUUUAAAAUUGUAACUUUCCUUUCCAUGAAACGGAACGCACUGUAAGAAAUUCCCUACAGUCUGAUUGAAGUUCAAGUGUGUACCUAGUCGAAAGCUACUUGUAGAUUAGCUGCAUCACUCCCGGAGAUUAUCGUUACUUAGUUGGAUUAUUACAAAUGCAUUUGUCACCGCGUGAAUAUAAGUGCACUUGAAGCUGCCCACUUUUGGUAAACAGAAACGGCGUCUGACACCCAUACACCGUAGCGUUAGCAUUUAGUAGAAAAGAUUAUAAAAUCACACUUGGGACAGUUGUUAGUAUCAGUUCAUCAGUUCAUCGACGAUUUGUGGACAGAACGGAGCGAAAGUUGUGUCCGGAUUUGUUUGUGAAAUGUUACGAAUAUUGAAACGAUCCAGUGGAUGUGCGGCAUCUUCCUUCAGAUUUUACUCAGCACAGUCUGCAGCUUCCACUGCCGUUGAUCCGGAAUGGGCCAAUGCGUUACCGUUCGAGAAAAUACCUGGGCCCCCAAAGGCGGCACUGAUGGCCGGGAUGAUCUACGGGGGCCUCUUUACCCAGGAAGGCACCCUGGUCGAUCAGCUGCAAACCAUCCGCAAAACCUAUGGUGAUCUGGUGAGGGUUCCGGGCGUUUUCGGCCGACCUACUCGGUUGUUGUCUUUCAGUCCGGACGACUGUGAGAGGGUGUUCCGCACCGAGGGUCAAUGGCCAAUGCGCGCAUCGCUGGAAACGUUUACCUACUACCGAAAAGAGCUACGCAAGGAUGUCUUCAAGGAUAUGGGCUUGGUUACUGAACACGGUGAAGAUUGGCACAAAUUUCGAACGAUAGUGAACCCAGUAUUGAUGCAACCCAAAACUGUUAACUUAUAUGUUGAUAAACUAGAUGAAGUGGCCAGAGAGUUUAUUGGGAUAAUGGGAUCCCUGAGAGAUGAGAAGAGCGAGUUACCUGGUAAUUUCAAUCAAUGGAUAAAUCGCCUAGCAAUGGAGAUGAUGGGUGUCUUGGCACUCGACACCAGACUUGGAGUUUUGUCUGCUGAUAAAGCAGGAGAAGCUGAGAAACUUGUCGGAUUGGUCAGAGACUUAUUUCAACUGUCGUUUGAAUUGGACGUUCAACCCUCAAUUUGGAAAUAUGUUAAAACGCCGACCUUCCAUCGUCUAAUGGCUGUAUUCGAUGAAAUCACUCAGAUAAUCAGUGCCAAAAUCGACGAAUCCAUCAUCCGGUAUGAGAAAAAUCCCUCGGUCCACAGUGAUACCAUGAGUGUGCUGGAGAAGUUGCUGAAAAUUGAUCGGCAGGUGGCCUUCGUGAUGGUAUUCGACAUGAUGCAGGCCGGAAUCGAUACAACUUCAGCAGCCACUACCGGAAUCCUGUUUUCACUGGCCACAAAUCUGGACAAGCAGAACAAACUUCGAGAAGAACUUCGGACCAUCAUGCCCACGAAAGAUUCCCCACUGACGACGGAAAACAUGCGAAACCUUCCCUAUCUGAGGGCUUGCAUCAAGGAGUCACUCCGACUGGUUCCUGCCAUCGUUGGAAAUGCCAGGAAUACCGGGCAAGAUCUCGUCCUUCAAGGAUAUCAAGUUCACAAGGGUACCGAGUUGAUGAUCUCAUCGGUGGUGCUCAAUCAGGACGAUCGGCAUUUCGAACGGGCAAAGGAGUACAUUCCGGAGCGGUGGCUUCGUGGAAACGAGAGUCCGAACGUUAAGGAUGUGCAUCCGUUUCAGUUUCUACCGUUUGGUUUUGGGCCACGUGCCUGUGUCGGGCGUCGACUGGCUAUGAUGGAGAUGGAAAUAUUCAUUGCACGUGUGACGCGCCAAUUUGAGUACCGCUGGAAUCAUGGUCCACUGAGGAUUCGGAACUCCAUCGUUAAUACGGUUGAGAAUGAGCUGAGGUUCGAAAUGAAAGAUGUUGAAGAUUAGUUUCCACUACAAAAAAUAUAUUACCUUGUGCAUAAAAUUUCAAAAUCGUCUUUUCGAUAUUAAAGAAAGUGUAAAAAAACGAA
Messenger RNA from Uranotaenia lowii, 2586 nucleotides. Its product is annotated as cytochrome P450 CYP12A2-like. The record is from RefSeq and is a predicted model, not a curated record. The coding region runs from base 962 to 2503 and encodes 513 amino acids. Gene Ontology annotation, molecular function: oxidoreductase activity, acting on paired donors, with incorporation or reduction of molecular oxygen; monooxygenase activity; iron ion binding. Lineage: Eukaryota; Metazoa; Arthropoda; Insecta; Diptera; Culicidae. The transcript is spliced from 10 exons.